GGACAAUUAAUUUUUUUUUCCUCAUUUAAGAUAUCGAUCAAAUAACAUUAUCCAUUUUCUUUAAACGAAAUACCUUGAUAUUUUCCCGCGAGAGAGCGAAAAGAGAGGGGAUGGGAGGUUGCGUGUCUAGGCCGGAGAAUUGCGUCGGAGGUGGAAUAAAGUCGUCGAAGGUGAAGGUGAAGCUGAAGCUGAGAAGGCGGAGGAAAGCUCUGAAACGCCGUGUAUCGUCUCGCUUGUAUGAUCAAUCCAAGGCACCUCCCUCCGGCGACCCUCCAAAUUCCCACGGGAGCACUGAUGAUCUCUGGUGUGAUUCUGCUUCAAUUCUUGAAUCCGAUUGCAGUGAUGAAGAUUUCCAGAGUUUUUCCGAUGAUGGCUCAGAAGCUGUCUCCUUGCCACAUAUUGGUUCUCUGAGAGAUAGUGAGGCUCAUAGAAGUUCAGUUCAUCCUGAACAGAUGAUAUUUCAAUCAAAUAUAGAUGAAAAUACUGGAAGAGAGAAUGGUAUCCCAUCAAGCUCAAGGAAAAAAGCUGCAUUUAAGUUAUCCUUCAAACGAAAUGAUGAACAUACUAAUCCCACAAUCAUUCCUUCAAAGAUGCAUCAUAUAAUACAACGACCUAUAGCUGGUUCACAAGUACCCUUCUGCCCAAUAGACAAGAAUAUGAUUGAUUCUUGGUCAAUUAUUGAACCCCAAACUUUUAGAGUACGUGGCAAGGAUUAUCUCAGGGAUAGAAAGAAGGAACUUGCUUCUAAUUACGCUGCUUAUUACCCAUUUGGAGUUGAUGUGUUUUUAUCUCAGAGGAAAAUUGAUCACAUUGCUCAGUUUGUAAAACUCCCUGAUGUUGCUUCUUCUAUAGAUGUUCCAUCUAUUCUUGUUGUAAAUGUACAGAUUCCAUUGUAUCCUGCUGCUCUUUUUGGAGGUGAAAUUGAUGGAGAAGGAAUAAGUUUUGUGUUGUAUUUUAAACUUUCUGAUUGUUACUCAAAGGAAUUGUCUUCCCAAUUUCAAGAUAACAUGAGAAGGAUACUUGAUGAUGAAGUAGAAGAAGUGAAAGGUUUUCGUGUAGAUACAGUUGUAGCAUGUAGAGAAAGGAUAAAAAUAUUGGGACGUGUUGUAAAUAUAGAUGAUCUUCAGUUGAGUGCACCACAAAGGAAGCUUAUGCACGCUUACAAUGGAAAACCUGUUCUUUCACGUCCUCAACAUGACUUCUAUCAAGGAGAAAAUUAUUUGGAGAUCGAUUUGGAUAUGCAUAGAUUUAGUUACAUCUCUAGGAAAGGGUUUGGUGCAUUUCAGGAUCGACUCAAGGAUUGCAUCCUGGAUUUUGGCAUCACAAUUCAGGGUAAUAAAGCAGAGGAGUUACCAGAGGAAUUGUUGUGUUGUGUGAGGUUAAAUUGUAUUGAUUACAUGAAGUAUCACAUUCUGAGGUUAGAUCAGGUCUCAUCAUGAUGCAAUAAUCACAACUGUAUAUGAACAUUACAGAGAAUAUACACGUGGGAAUUGGAAUUCAAAAUUCAUUUAUUUAUUUAUUUAUUUUUGUCUUGAAAU
This is a messenger RNA of Lactuca virosa, 1538 nucleotides long. Lineage: Eukaryota; Viridiplantae; Streptophyta; Magnoliopsida; Asterales; Asteraceae. The record is from the annotation of a GenBank genome assembly.